This is a messenger RNA of Meleagris gallopavo (turkey), 1060 nucleotides long. The record is from RefSeq and is a predicted model, not a curated record. NCBI's taxonomy places the organism in Eukaryota, Metazoa, Chordata, Aves, Galliformes, Phasianidae.
GAAUUCUUUAUGAAUGAAAUAACCAAUGGAUCUUCUAGUAGCAAAAACAAUCAACAACAAAAAGCCACAAUUAGAUUUGCAUCAGUGGUUGUCCUUAAAAGAGUGCAUUGAAAUGAAAAUAGUCAAAUUAGUCUCAUUCACUGAAUUUGCUGAAUGCUGUUGUAUAGUAUAUUAUUACAGAAAGGGAUUUUAAAUACCUAAUGCUACUGCUGGUUUCAGUGAUCAUUAUUUGAGCGUUGUAACUUGGGUAACAGAUGAAAGGAUCUGUCUGCAGUGGCUCAGAAGAAUUCAGAAUUUUUCAGUCCUCACCAUCUGUGAUUUUGAAAGUGCAACUGGAAACUGGAUGUGUCCACAGGAAAAACAACUUACGGAAGAAAGUACAACUGGCUGGAUUGGCAGAUUUCAGCCAUCUGUCCCUUAUUUUGCCCCAGACAAUGCUACCUACUACAAAGUCUUCAGCAACACAGAAGGUUACAAGCACAUCCAUUACGUAAAUGGCACAGAGGCUCCAGUACCUAUUACUGAAGGAAAGUGGGAAGUAAUCAGCAUAGCAGCUGUAACCAAAAAUUUUCUGUAUUAUAUUAGUAAUCAAAAUGGUGAGAUGCCAGGCGGAAGGAAUCUUUACAAAAUGCUCUUGGAAAGCAGUCCAAAAUCUACUCAGUGCGUUAGCUGUGAUUUGAAUCAAGAAAGAUGCCAGUAUUAUUCUGCUUCCUUCAGCAAAGAUGCACAGUAUUAUCAGCUAAAUUGUCUUGGUCCUGGCCUGCCCUUGGCUACUCUGCACAGAAGUAGUGAUGAUCAAGUCCUCAGGUACUUGGAAAAUAAUACUGACCUGGAAAAUUCACUGAAAGAUAUUCAAAUGCCUUCAAAAAAACUUGGCUCCAUUACUGUAGGAGGAUACAUCACAUUUUUAAUAGGGCUAAAGAUGAAAUCUUCCAGGAAAGAUGGAGGUUUAAAGAUGUUCUUCAUGCUAUCAGUUGUGUAUUCAUCUUUUUAUUCUUCUUUGUUCUUACUACUUCAUCUCAUCAGGGUAAAAACUUCUGGGUAAGGGGAUUCUAUUUUU